GCGGCGUCGGAUGCAGCCUCCCGCGGCACGCCACGCCCCGCUCCGCCACGCCCCGCCACUGCAGCAUCAGCGGCGACUCGUGGUCAGUGCUCGCCAUGACGGCCUGGUGUCGACUACUCCUCCUGGUGGCCGUGGGGCUUCUCGCGCCCGCCCGGGCCGAGCGGUCCUUCACGCUGUUCAUCGAGGCCGCGGGCAUCGACGAGUCCAGCCCGGACUGGUUCGGCGCGGACAAGACGUGGAUGAAGGUGCGCACCGUGAACAAGACCAUGAACGUGGUGGAGUGGGACCUGGACCUGCUCAAGGAGCUGAGCAGCGCGGUGCAGUCCAAGUGGGUCAUGAUGGAGAAAGCAGACGGCGGGUACCGGCCGAGCAGCAUCAAGGGCAGCGCCACGGUGUGUGACGACCUGCACAGCAAGAGGCCGGCCAUCAAGGCGCUGGGCUACUCGCGCUCCAGCCUGCCCAAGAGCUGUCCCAUCAAGGAGGGGCUGUACUCGCUGCGCAACCACAUCCCGAACGAGAACUACUUCCCCGUCAUCAUCCCCGGCGACCAGUGGCGCCUGUCCAACACGUGGUCGGCCGAGGGCAAAACCGUCCUCAAGUUCCACCUCGACAUCAAGAUCGACCGGACCAGAAAGCUGCAGGGCUAGCCGACUCGCGUACGAAUCUAUUAUUUCAACCAAACUGCUACCAAAAUUGGUUUUAUUUAAAUAAUUUUUGGUCACUUUACAA
Frankliniella occidentalis (western flower thrips) is the source of this 729-nucleotide messenger RNA. RefSeq lists its product as uncharacterized. The record is from RefSeq and is a predicted model, not a curated record. The coding region runs from base 96 to 647 and encodes 183 amino acids. Lineage: Eukaryota; Metazoa; Arthropoda; Insecta; Thysanoptera; Thripidae. The transcript is spliced from 4 exons.